Molecule: messenger RNA, 3696 nt
Organism: Xyrichtys novacula (pearly razorfish)
Lineage: Eukaryota; Metazoa; Chordata; Actinopteri; Labriformes; Labridae
Source: the annotation of a GenBank genome assembly
AUGUUGUUUAUAUUUCGUCCCUCGGUUCCCCUCACCAACUGUCCUCCAGACGUUAAACCCCAUCAUGACUCCUCUCCAGCCGCCUGUCUAUGCACUCCUCCUCGGCCUCUUCCUGGCCUCCCUCCCCGCUACCUCCUCUCGCCGGUUCCGGAUCCCCCCUCACGACCAGGUGGCCCGGGUCGCCCGCUUCGUUGCCCACCAGGUGGACUGGGCCUCCAUGGCCACCAUCUCCACCCACAAGCCAGUGGUGGGGCAGCCUUUCUCCAACGCUUUCUCGAUGAGUGACGGACCGGAGGGGUCGAGCUCCGGGGUGCCCUACAUGUACCUGACUCGCAUGGAGAUCUCGGUGCAGGACCUGGAGGUAAAACUACGACGAGCAGCUGAACAGUUUUUAAUCUAAAAACACUCUUAAACUUAUUUCAAAGUUUUCAAGAUUCACUGUAAACUUUAUCCUGAAAGCGUCAGUUCAGUUUCCCCAGCACCAAACCUCAUUGAAAAAUCACACAAUUUAGUCAAACUGCUGAUGACAUUUUACCGCUAAUUUGUUGUAAUUUUAACAUUAAUAAGUUUCCAUAACGUUUGAACUCAUUCUUAAAAACCCUCUUGUAUACAUUUGUCAAGUUUAAUCCAAACUGUGUGUGUAAUAACUCUAAUGUCCCCAGUUUGUUUGGUCCAAUAAUAAAGUAUUUGUUCAACCAAAGUACGUUUAAAAAUGAACCAAUUUAAUGAUUUAUGUCUCAAGCGCUCCUAAAACUUCAUAUUUCCCUCUGUGUGUUCGAUGAAAUGGAAUAAAAACAUGCCUAAAAAAUUCUGGAAAGCUAAGCUGUGUUUUGAAAGGUUUAUAUUAACAUAUAUAUAUAUAUAUAUAUAUAUAUAUAUAUAUAUAUAUAUAUUUUUUUAAUAUUUAGCAUUCCCAGAUAUUUAAAAUGUUAAACAUUUCAUAAAUUACUACCAGCAAAUUAUAAAAAAAAGAUACAAAAAAACUGACUAAAAAAAUAACAAGAAAUCCCAAAAAUAGAUAAGAAUUAACUGAAAUUAUGUUGAAUCAAGUUAAAAUAAGGCAGCACUAAACUCAAAAUUUGAGCAUAUGAAAGUACAGUUUUUUCCAACCCUGUCAAAGAUUAAAAAACACGUAGAUAUAUUAUUAUAUAAAGUCAAAAUUCGAUAUAUUAUAUAGUGUUUAAAUUGCGUACAACACAAGCUUUUAGUUUUCAAAUUAUAAUUAAGAAUAGCUCAAAAUAGAGCCUGUUUGUUUUUUACCAAUUUAAGUCACAUUAUGUGGCAGCAAUUAAUAAAAAGUUCAUUAAAAAUUCAAAGAAAAUAUAAUUUUAAAAUAUUUGAGUGAUCUAUUAUGUUUUUACUCUGAAAUAAUUAAUAACCUAAUAAAGUCUGCAGAGUUUUAAAGCAGCUUUAAACUCAAAAUAUUUCAUAUAGGGUUCUUUGAAUGAUGUUUAAAUAAAUAAUAAAGGCUCAUUAAUCAAUAUUUGUAAAAACCUUCACUCUUGUUUUUCUGUAAUAUUAGGCCUAUUAAAUAUUGUAAAGAAAAAUUUUUCUGUUUUAUGCAACAUCGGAGGCCUCGCCAUGACGCAGCACUUUUUUCACUCUGUGACGCUGCAGUUUUGGGGUGAAAGUCACAUGUUUUAGUUGAGGUCACGUGACAGGAAACCACAGAGUGAUGAGCUAGACAAGAAACAUGAGAACAUACAGGGAAAAGUUUUAUGAUCCUGUUAAUGUUGAGGUAAUGAAAGUUUAUGGACCGGAAAAUGACUGAAGGGAAGUGUGACAGGAGGAGAUAUGAGAGGUUUUUAUCAGCGGAGACAGUAAGUUAUUUAUGCCCUAAAGAGCAUGUUUAACUUAUAUGUAUGUUAUAUAAGAGAGGUCAGAGUUCAGGGAGAUUGCUGCCAUGACUACAAAUGAUCAAACUUUAAUAAUAAUAAUAAUAAUCUUUGAAAAAUCCUGAAAUCUUUGCGAGUGAAAGGCAGAAAUGAAUUUUUCUUAGAGAUUUCCUCAGCGAAAAAGUUUUUAUGCUUUUAAUUUGGUAUCUGUCCUCUCAUUAAGUUAGCUUUCUUUCCUGUGUGUUAAAGGCAUGCUUAUAUUUUGAAAUGAAGUACAUGCACAUCCAGGCGGUCAGAAGUUACGUAACAGAGUAAAAACAAUAAAAAAAUGUCAAUACUGAGUUUAUUCACACCUCCUGAGACACUGUUACAGUGUUUUAUGUUGUUUUAUGGUGUUUUGGAUUACAGUUUUUGGCGUGAAUUUUAUUUUACGUUUAAAAAAUAAUAAUUCUUAAUGGUUUUAAGUGUUUUUGUGUAGGUCGUUUUGCAGCUUACAGUCUGUUGUCUCUGCAGGUGAACCCUCAGGCGUCUCUGUCCAUGUCUCUGGCUCAGACAGAUUACUGCAGACAGCAGGGCUUCGACCCUCAGAGUCCUCUCUGUGCUCACAUCAUUCUGUCUGGAUCUGUGAUGGAGGUACAAAUAAACUUAUUUAAUAAAUACACACCUGUUUGUCCAGGUGAGCGGUCACAUGACCUCCCUCCCCUCUGUGAUUCUCAUCCAAGGUGAACGGGACGGAGGCUGAAUUUGCUAAGAAAGCUCUGUUCACGCGACACCCGGAGAUGAUCGACUGGCCGACUGAUCACAACUGGUUCUUCGCCAAAUUCAACAUCACACAGGUGCGUCAACAAAUACUGAAGCUGAUGAAAAUAACCACGACCUUAUCGGCCAGUCAGAUAACAGGAAUCCUUGUUAACGUACCUCUCAUCCCUCCUUGUUUCAGGUGUGGGUGUUGGAUUAUUUCGGUGGCGUGAAGACCGUCACUCCUGAGGAGUACUUCCAGGCAGAGCCAUACAGGAAGCACCACUGAUGAUCAGGCAGCUGGUCCUUGUAGUUCCUUGUUUAAUGGACUACAGAAAUAUUUGUAUGUUUUUCAGGUAUUUUCUAAAAAAGUGAAAUGAAAUAUACGACUAUAGAUGUUUGAUUUCUUGACGUGAUCAGGGAUGUUUGGACAAACCCUUCUUCGUUUUUUUCUUUGGCUGCAAGAACAAAAACACAUUAAUUUCAAUUUUAAUAUCAAUGUUACAUUUCUUUUGUUGAUUUAGGCCAUAUUAUGUAAAUGUGAUUGAUAAUGAGUGAAAAAAUAUCUUUUUUUCUUUUUGAAUGAUUAAAAAAUCAGCCGCAGUACUACAGUUUGACUGCUGGGGGGAGCUGCUGAGCUAAAAUCCAGACUUAUAAAAACAGACAAAAGAUCUCAAUUAGUUUUAUAGUUAUGUUCAGCUGCAGAGGUAAGAAAACUUUGAAGUAGGUGCUCUAGAAGAGAAAAAUUUACCUUUAUCUAGUCAUUUCUUUUAAAUGUUAGUCUAAAUUUUGCUGCACUGAUUCUGAAAUAAGUUGCUCUUUACUCAUGUGCCUUCUUAGAUGCUUAUACAUUUUUCUCCCUGACAUUCGACACUCUAGUUUUAAGGUUUUUUUGUGGGUUCAUGCAGCUCCCCCUCCAGAUCUCACUGUCACACAGACUGAAAAAGUGCCUGAAGCUCAGAUUUGCACAACAAAGCCACAACAGACUGCACUUUAUUGCUUUGUUGUUAAACAGGAGUGAGCAGAUUUUAGCGACUGUUUUUAGAGGUAAUCAUGUAAUUAUCAUGAAAUGUGGAUUUGAAUGAGUAAAAACUGAAUAAAGCCAUUUUAAAUCAUAUUCAAA